Messenger RNA from Ceutorhynchus assimilis (cabbage seed weevil), 1143 nucleotides. Lineage: Eukaryota; Metazoa; Arthropoda; Insecta; Coleoptera; Curculionidae. The record is from the annotation of a GenBank genome assembly.
UAAGCCGUGUUCGCUUUUGUCAUCUUUUUCGUCGAUUUGCUUCGACAUUUUGACAGGCACGUGACUGGAUCGGACAGUUUCAAUUUACAAAUCAUGUGCCUGUCAAAAUUUCGGAGCAAAUCGACGAAAAAAAUAACAAAAACGAACACGGCCCUAGUAGAGUGUAGUAGGAACCUUGUAUCAAGUUCUAUUUUGAAAAAACGCGUGUAAAUUCCAUUAUUUUCUUCAGAUAAACUCCCGUAGUAACGUGAAUAUUUACUCGCUCUCUCGCUUCUUGGGUAAAAUAUUCCCCAUUAUCGAACGCACCCUCGGAAGUUUCAUCUGACGUUAAGAUUUUUAUUUGAUGAAAAAACUCAUUUGUGGAAAAUAAAACAGGUUCCAGCUUCCAGCGAAUUCUAGUCUGCAGUGCAGUGCAGUCCUGUAUGGUCCGCGUAGUUUAACGGUUUAGUCAAGGUAAACUAAUGGAUACUACAAAACCGCAAGAGAGAGGCGAGCCAAAAAGCCGUGCUACUCGUGGGUCGAGAAGCUCUUCUACUCGUGGGUCAAGAAGCAAUGGUAGUCGUGGAUCACGAAACUCUGCAUCUCGUAAGUCAAGAAGCUCCGCUAUUCGUGGGUCAAGAAGAUCUGCUGCUCGUGGGUCAAGAAGCUCUGCUACUCGCGGAUCAAGAAGCUCUGCUAGUCGUGGGUCAAAAGGCCUUUCUUCGCGUGGGCCAAAAAGCCCUGCCAAUAGUGGAUCCGAAAUCCCCGCUACUAGUGGGUUAAAAAGCCCUGCAGUUAGUGAAAGACGGGGCAUAAGGAAUAUGAAGCCAAAGGAAAAAUUGCCGAGGUUAGUGUCGGGGCCUUAUAUCGUUUACGAGUUGAGGCCAGAAGAUAUUGAGGAGGAUUUGAAGGUGAUUAGAGACGCUAUGAAAAAGAAAUUGGUUAUAUAGAGGUUCCUAUGAAAGGGAUCCUAUUUUAUUUACCUCAACUUACCUGUACUUAAACUUAAAUUAAUCUUACCAUUUAGAAUAGCUAUAGAGAGAGUUCCUAUUUUAUUUACCAUAAUUGCUAAAGAUAUUUAUAAUUUAGAUAUGCUUGUAAUUUUUCACCACUUGAAUAAUUAAACUUUACAUUUAGAAUGGCUGUGAAGGAAAACACGUGAUA